UGGGGGGUGGGGGGGAAAGUGUUGAGGGAGGGGGGAGGGGGGACACAGAGGGAGGAAGAAGCGGCGGCGGCAGCUCCUCUUCGCAGAGGGGGAAAACUCCGAGGGAUAAGAGCAGGAAUAAUGCGGUAGGCAAGGCGGGCUGCUCGCUCCCGGCUCCCGGCUCCGGCAGCAGCAGCGGCAGCCCGAGCAGCGGCAGCAGCAGCGGCAGCACCCCCAGCAGCUGACAGCCCCGCCGGCAGGCUCCCUCGCUGACCGCCGACUGUCAAUGGAGCUGGAAAACAUCGUGGCCAACACGGUCUUGCUGAAAGCCAGGGAAGGGGGUGGAGGAAAGCGCAAGGGGAAAAGCAAGAAGUGGAAGGAAAUCCUGAAGUUUCCUCACAUCAGCCAGUGUGAAGACCUCCGAAGGACCAUAGACAGAGAUUACUGCAGUUUAUGUGACAAGCAGCCAAUCGGGAGGCUGCUUUUCCGGCAGUUCUGCGAAACCAGGCCCGGGCUGGAGUGUUACAUUCAGUUCCUGGACUCAGUGGCAGAAUAUGAAGUUACUCCAGAUGAAAAACUGGGGGAGAAAGGGAAGGAAAUUAUGACCAAGUACCUCACCCCAAAGUCCCCAGUCUUCAUAGCCCAAGUUGGCCAGGACCUGGUCUCCCAGACGGAGGAGAGGCUCCUACAGAGGCCCUGCAAGGAAGUCUUUUCUGCCUGUGCACAGUCUGUCCACGACUACCUGAAGGGCGAACCAUUCCAUGAGUAUCUGGACAGCAUGUAUUUUGAUCGCUUUCUCCAGUGGAAGUGGUUGGAAAGGCAACCGGUGACCAAGAACACUUUCCGGCAGUACCGAGUGCUGGGAAAAGGGGGCUUUGGGGAGGUCUGUGCCUGCCAGGUCCGGGCCACGGGAAAAAUGUACGCCUGCAAGCGCUUGGAGAAGAAGAGGAUCAAAAAGAGGAAAGGGGAGUCCAUGGCACUCAACGAGAAGCAGAUCCUAGAGAAGGUCAACAGCCAGUUUGUGGUCAACCUGGCCUAUGCCUACGAGACCAAGGAUGCGCUGUGCUUGGUUCUGACCAUCAUGAACGGAGGCGACCUGAAGUUCCACAUCUACAACAUGGGCAACCCUGGCUUCGAGGAGGAGCGAGCCUUGUUUUAUGCGGCAGAAAUCCUCUGUGGCUUGGAAGACCUCCACCGGGAGGACACCGUGUACAGCUUCAGGCGUUCCGUGAGCAACACCAUCACUCGUGGAUGCAGUUGGUGUGUCACAACCCUGGCCCCGUGUGCCCUGACUCUGCCCUGCCGCCAGCUCUCUCUUACCUCCCUUCGCUCCCCCCCUCUACCCCCAGCCCCAGAGGUCCUGAACAACCAGAGAUACGGCCUGAGCCCUGACUACUGGGGUCUGGGCUGCCUCAUCUAUGAGAUGAUCGAGGGCCAGUCGCCAUUCCGGGGCCGCAAAGAGAAGGUGAAGCGGGAGGAAGUGGACCGCCGCGUCCUGGAGACGGAGGAGGUGUACUCUUCAAAGUUCUCUGAGGAGGCCAAGUCCAUCUGCAAAAUGCUGCUCACCAAAGAUGCAAAACAGAGACUGGGCUGCCAGGAGGAGGGGGCUGCUGAGGUCAAGAGACACCCCUUCUUCAGGAACAUGAACUUCAAGCGCUUAGAAGCCGGGAUGUUGGACCCUCCCUUCGUUCCAGAUCCCCGCGCCGUGUACUGCAAGGACGUGCUGGACAUCGAGCAGUUCUCCACCGUGAAGGGCGUCAACCUGGACCACACGGACGACGAUUUCUACUCCAAGUUCUCCACGGGCUCCGUGCCCAUCCCGUGGCAGAGUGAGAUGAUAGAAACCGAGUGCUUUAAGGAGCUGAACGUGUUUGGACCUAACGGUACCCUCUCGCCGGACCUGAAUAGGAAUCACCCUCCAGAACCGCCAAAGAAAGGGCUGCUCCAGAGGAUCUUCAAGCGUCAGCAUCAAAACAAUUCCAAGAGUUCACCCAACCCCAAGACCAGUUUUAACCACCACAUGAAUUCAAACCAUGUCAGUUCAAACUCCACGGGAAGCAGCUAGUUAGCGCUCUGGCCUUGAAGUCCACGGUGGGACCAGCCCUAGACCCUUGUCCUUAGAAACAGAACUUACGGACAGGGGAGCCCUCCAGGAGCCGGGGACGGAGGCCGCUCACCCCCUCGACGCAGAGCCUCCAGGUUUCUCAAAGAGAUUUCCACUCAGGUCUGUCUCCAGAGGUGGCCCUCAAGCCGAGGUGGAACAUUGCAAUAGAAAUCCAAUUGGAUACGACAAUUUGCACGUAUUUUAAUGGCGUCAUACCUAGAACUGAAUUUUGUCUUUAUUAUUUUUAAAGAAAAGUUUUGUAAAUUUCUCUAUUGUCUCA
Molecule: messenger RNA, 2363 nt
Organism: Panthera uncia (snow leopard)
Lineage: Eukaryota; Metazoa; Chordata; Mammalia; Carnivora; Felidae
Gene: GRK5
Product: G protein-coupled receptor kinase 5
Exons: 14
Coding region: 266-2044 (592 amino acids)
Biological process (GO): protein phosphorylation; signal transduction; regulation of signal transduction
Cellular component (GO): cytoplasm
Molecular function (GO): G protein-coupled receptor kinase activity; ATP binding
Source: RefSeq, a predicted model, not a curated record